AUGCGAUCUAAAAAGGUCGCCAUCAUCGGUGCCGGCCCCUCUGGGCUCGUUACAGCCAAAACACUACUGCACAACUUCUCCCAUGGGGCUUUUGUGCCGGUGAUCUUUGACACACGUCAUGAAGUUGGUGGUCUGUGGCCGAAUCAGGCACAUGGCACCCCAGUGAGAAAGGCCGGCGCUCCGGGGACUUUGGAUCCCUUAAUGCGGACUAAUCUCAGUCGAUUCACGGUAUCAUUUUCUGAUUUCUCGUGGGAGUCGGCUCUGGGUGAUACGGAUGUUCCGAUGUUUCCGCAGGCUAGGCAGGUUGGCCGGUACCUGGCUGCAUAUAGCGAGCGCUACAUUCCCCAGGGAGUUCUCCGAUUGGGCCAGCGAGUCAUUAGUGCCGCGCGUUCUGUAGACGUUGAAGCUGAGUCUAGGUGGAGUGUAUCGUGGGUCAAAGAAAGUGUGCAUGAAACAAAUCUGUCAAGCGACGAAGUCUUCUCUGAAGACUUUGAUUUUCUCGUUGUUGCAUCUGGUUACUUUGCUCGCCCAUGUGUCUCUGAUAUCCCCGGGCUGGGGCAGUUCACAGGACGGGUCGUCCACAGCUCAAACCUUGAAAAGGGAAACGGCUCGCCUGUCGAACAUGGAAGCAGCAGCCCGAGUCGCGGAAAUGUGGCUGUCAUUGGGGGAAGUAUGUCGGGUGUUGAAGCAGCUUCUGCACUUGCACUCAGUGAGUCAUCAUCGAUGUUCAAUUCCGCCCUAAGGUCUCAGGAUCGAGUGAGGCAGGCAGUGUAUCACGUAUACUCACGACCUUUUUGGAGCUUGCCCACUUACCUGCCAAAUGAAACGGCCAAAGACAACAUCUCAUUCUUGCCUUUGGACCUGGCCAUGUAUGACCUGGGCCGUCGCCCUCCGGGUACAAUAGAGUAUGCUCUGGGUCUAAUUCCGGAGGACAAAGCUGCGAGAACUAAUGAAUACUUCAACGCCCUUCUGGGUACCGAAUACGAGAAAUUUGGGCACAUGAAUGGUGACAAUACUGGGCAAAAGUCUACUCUUCGACCACCGUGGGUGGCGAUUGGCAACGACUAUCCAGAAUUUGUUCGGUCUGGAGCUAUCAAGCCAACAAUGGGACGGGCUACAUCCGUGCAUCCUGAACCAGACACCGGACUGGCUUCCAUCAAGAUCGAGACCGCAAAUGGGCAAUAUAUGAUCUUGGAGAAUGUGUCAUCUAUCGUGCUGGCUACAGGAUUCACGCCCUUUGAAUCCUUAUCCUUCCUACCCGCAGAUGUUUUGGCUACUCUGGAAUACUCCACUGAGGAUCCGUUCUUGCCACUCAUUCUAGACAAAGGUGGCACCUUUCGCUCGGAAAUACCGGACUUAGGAUUUGUUGGCUUCUACCGCGGUCCUUACUGGGGAAUCAUGGAGAUGCAGGCUAGAUUCCUCGGCGAGGCUUGGACCGGACAAAUCGGAGAUAAUUGGAAGACCGAAGGUCAGCGAGAAAACCUCCGAGUUCUGAGACAUGUCGACUCGGAGAUUCACCGCGGUCAAUUCCCCAUGGGUGACUAUGUAGGGCUGAUGGAAUCCUUUUCCGCGGACCUGGGGGUCACCCGCACCGAACUCUCCAAUGGCGACAGUCGGUCCGGGCCUGUUGUUCCUGCUCGUUAUCUCCAUCGUGUGAAUGCUGUAGAGAAUGUGGAGGUUCAACAAACCUUGAAAAGUCUACAAGCCAUCUCAAACCACAGUGACGGCGCCGCCCAGGCAGCAGCCGCACUAGCUAUCUUCAGAGCUCUACACGGGAGCUGGAAAUUCACUCGGUCAGCUGUAGCCACUGGCGUGAUAGAGACUUUUGGAAACGCGGUGUUCCACCCUCGCUACCCUUCAGACCCGAAAUAUGACAGGGAAUAUUUCUGUGAAGAGCAAUUGAAGCCCACAUUCGUAAAGGGUGGGCCCAUUGCUAAACGGGCAGCUCAAUCGGUAUUUCGUCUAUCGGAAGCCGGCACCUCCAGUGCCACGCGAAUUGAGAUAUGGACUGUGGAUCCGCAGGGAAACACAAAGUCCGGUCCCAACUUUUGUUUGAAGCUGACACCGUUCUAUCGCAAGAAGAAAGAUGGAGAAUAUCUUGCAGGAGAAUACGUGAUUUACGCUGAGAGCAUACGCCUGGCUGAUGCCAUUGACUUGGCUGAGAGGACCGUAUCUGAACGAAAUGAAUACACUUUCCAUUUUAAAGGAGUCUCCAUUGCUUCCUGGGAGUCUAUAUCCCAUGGCACUGGGACAACCGAAGGCAAAAUUUUCGCUGAGGACCGAUGUGGUCCGCGUUCACGAACUGUGUAUGAAAGAUAG
Molecule: messenger RNA, 2319 nt
Organism: Penicillium atrosanguineum
Lineage: Eukaryota; Fungi; Ascomycota; Eurotiomycetes; Eurotiales; Aspergillaceae
Exons: 3
Coding region: 1-2319 (772 amino acids)
Molecular function (GO): NADP binding; N,N-dimethylaniline monooxygenase activity; flavin adenine dinucleotide binding
Source: RefSeq, a predicted model, not a curated record